ACCCGGUGGGGGCAGCGCGAUGAGGCGGGUGACCCUGUUCCUUAACGGCAGCCCCAAGAAUGGAAAGGUGGUUGCUGUAUAUGGAACUUUAUCUGAUUUGCUUUCUGUGGCCAGCAGUAAACUCGGCAUAAAAGCCACCAGUGUGUAUAAUGGAAAAGGUGGAUUGAUUGACGAUAUUGCUUUGAUCAGGGAUGAUGAUGUUUUGUUUGUGUGUGAAGGAGAACCAUUUAUUGAUCCUCAGACAGAUUCUAGACCACCUGAAGGACUGACAGGAUCCCACACAGACUGGCUAACAUUAAAUGUUGGAGGGCGGUACUUUACCACUACACGGAGCACUUUAGUGAAUAAAGAACCUGACAGUAUGCUGGCCCACAUGUUUAAGGACAGAGGUGUCUGGGGAAAUAAACAAGAUCAUAGAGGAGCUUUCUUAAUUGACCGAAGUCCUGAAUACUUUGAACCCAUUUUGAACUAUUUGCGACAUGGACAGCUCAUUGUAAAUGACGGCAUUAAUUUAUUGGGUGUGUUAGAAGAAGCCAGAUUUUUUGGUAUCGACUCACUAAUUGAACACCUAGAAGUGGCAAUAAAGAACUCUCAGCCACCAGAGGAUCAUUCACCAAUAUCUCGAAAAGAAUUUGUACGGUUUCUGCUAGCUACUCCAACCAAGUCAGAAUUACGUUGCCAGGGCUUAAACUUCAGUGGUGCUGAUCUUUCUCGUUUGGACCUUCGAUACAUUAACUUCAAAAUGGCCAAUUUAAGCCGCUGCAAUCUUGCCCACGCUAAUCUCUGCUUUGCAAAUCUUGAACGAGCUGAUCUCUCCGGAUCAGUGCUUGAUUGUGCAAACCUCCAGGGGGUCAAGAUGCUCUGUUCUAACGCUGAAGGGGCAUCCCUGAAACUGUGUAAUUUUGAGGAUCCCUCUGGUCUUAAAGCCAAUUUAGAAGGUGCUAAUUUGAAAGGUGUGGACAUGGAAGGAAGUCAGAUGACAGGAAUUAACCUGCGAGUGGCUACAUUAAAAAAUGCGAAGCUAAAGAACUGUAACCUGAGAGGAGCAACUCUGGCAGGAACAGAUUUAGAGAACUGUGAUCUGUCUGGGUGUGAUCUUCAAGAAGCCAACCUGAGAGGUUCUAAUGUGAAGGGAGCUAUAUUUGAAGAGAUGCUGACACCACUGCAUAUGUCACAGAGUGUCAGAUGAGAACUUUAGGGGCUGGAGGAAGAUGUCCAAGAUGAGAAAUGUUUCCCUUGUCACUUUUCUUUCACCACUCACUCAGUUGUCUAGAAGAAAAACCUGUAGAGAACUU
Messenger RNA from Elephantulus edwardii (Cape elephant shrew), 1295 nucleotides. It is a transcript of the gene KCTD9, whose product is annotated as potassium channel tetramerization domain containing 9. The record is from RefSeq and is a predicted model, not a curated record. Gene Ontology annotation, biological process: protein homooligomerization; intracellular signal transduction. NCBI's taxonomy places the organism in Eukaryota, Metazoa, Chordata, Mammalia, Macroscelidea, Macroscelididae. Gene Ontology annotation, molecular function: protein binding. The coding region runs from base 20 to 1189 and encodes 389 amino acids. The transcript has 12 exons.